AUGAAUGGUGGACGACCAAAUCCUUCCGACGGCGGUGGUGGCGGCGGUGGAGGAAAGUCUCGCCUUUCCAAUUCCAGCUCAAAACCCGGCAACAAAAAGUCCUUUGUGUGGAAUUACUUCAAACACCCCGAGGGCGAGUCCGGCAAUAUCGAUCGGACCCGAACUCAGUGUUUGGUAUGCAAGAGUCAGCUGGCAUUCAAUGCUUCUGGCACUACAACCACCAUGUUGAACCAUCUGAAGAGUCGUCACGGUGAUAUUGCACAGCGUGAAGAACAGCAGCGCGCUAGGAUCAGUUCUGUCAACUCCGGGGCUGCGGGUACUGGUGGUGGCGGUGGCCCAAUUAACGGCCGGAGGAAAAAUGGUUCGGAGACCUGUCGACUGAGCUACAACAGGCCAAAUCAACCUAACAGUUUAUUCGGCCCUCAUUUUCGACCCUCGCGUGGACCGGGAGUCAAACAGGAGGAGAAAUCGCCACUUACAUUCCCACACAACUUCGGAAAGGACGAACUUCCGAAUUUCCCGGUGAGUUUGAAUUGCUAUACCAUGUUUGCUGCUUAG
Molecule: messenger RNA, 558 nt
Organism: Dibothriocephalus latus
Lineage: Eukaryota; Metazoa; Platyhelminthes; Cestoda; Diphyllobothriidea; Diphyllobothriidae
Source: the annotation of a GenBank genome assembly